UUCUAACCAAGUUACUAACUCUAGUUUACCUAUCAACUAACUAUAGUUGAUUAUUCAUACUCUAAUACAAACAACUUUCACUUUCCUCAACCGCCCGCCACCCACAACGGCAAAGCCCCUUAGAGUCUCUCAUCGUUAUGUUUCCACUUGUCUAGACCCUGCUGAAAUUAUGAGAGCUCUUCCAUACCGUCAAUCAUGUGUCUUGUCAAAACCUACCUUGUAGCCACCUCUCACGGCUACAGAAUAUGCCAUGUUAAGCCUCUCACCACGAAGUAUAGCAGCACUCAUCCUCCUUCCAAAGAAAAGUAGUGUCUUCUACUCUUGAAGAACAUUGAAUGACUAAAAGAUAAUACUCCUGUAUAAAAUGCAAAAGUAGACUUUCUCAUGUGUAUGAUGGUUUGAUAUCCCACCCUUGCCUUAUUUGUGCGAUAUUUUUAAUUGAAAAAAGGUAUGUACGCUGUGAAAAAACUCUUAUAAAUUUAUAAGAAAUUUUUCAAUAUACUUAUAAAGAAAUGGUCAUGCUAACUUUUAAAAUCGCACAUAUAGUCAUGCAAUAAUUUGUUCAACAUUAUUCACGAAUUUACCUGCAAAUUACAUUUUUUAAUUUUAGGUUUACUCAAAUUUCAAAACUACAAUAUACACCUAUUCAUUUAAUAAAUGAUGUAAAAUACUGAUUUUUGCUUAUAAUAUUAACGAGAUGAUGUAGUAGUUUAUCAACCAACCUAAAAUUUAUUGGAAACAGAGCAACUUUAUAUUCUUGGCACGGGUGUUGCACUUUUCAAAAUGCUUAGGUAUGUGUACGCAUGAUAAUAAUUAUCAUCAUUUUCCAAUGUCUUUCAAAAAAAAUCAUUUUCCAAUGCUAAUUAGAAACUAGUACUAUUAACUUUUCACUCUCAAAACGUUUGGAUUUUUCACUUUGUAAAAGGUUACAGCAUUGGUAUAAAAAUACAAUCUCGCUGAGCUUGCACUAUGGCGGUGUCUUCUGUUCAGCCAAAUUGGCUUGAACUUCCAAGAGAUGUGACUGCAAACAUUCUCCAAAGGCUUGGUGCCAUUGAAAUAUUGGCUAGUGCAUGUCAAGUGUGCCCUCUUUGGUGGAAUAUUUUCAAGGAUCCUCACAUGUGGCACACCGUUCACAUUACCAACUUUCGUUAUUCGCCUUGUUCACCCUACAAUUAUGGGGACAAUUUGACUAAGAUUUGUCGCAAUGCAGUUGCGCGAAGUUGUGGUCAGCUGGAAGACAUUGCUAUCGACUACAUUGGAACUGAUGAUCUUCUUGCAUACAUAGCUGAUAGUGCUGGUCAUCUACGACGCAUGCAACUUUCGAUGUGUCAGAGGACUCUCACAUGAAGGAUUUAGUGAAACUUUAAGGAAACUUCCACUACUAGAGGAACUUGAGAUUUCACAAAACAAGCAAUUAUCUAAUGAUUCGCUUGAAAUUGUUGGUCAAUGUUGUCCUCUUUUGAAAUCACUGAAAUAUUGCAGGCACCCUCUAGACAAUAUUGAAAUGAAUGAUGCGGCAUUUGGUAUUGCGAAAAUAAUGCCUGGAUUACAUUAUCUUAAAAUGUCUCUAGAUGAGCUUACAAAUGAUGAUGUUCUUGCCAUUCUUGAUGGGUGUCCUCUUCUAGAAACUCUUGACCUGAGAGCAUGUAAGUAUGUGGAGAAGAUGCCGGGAACAAAUUAAAGAUUUUGGACUUCCAUUACAAGAUUACUAGUCUUCCUUCCUGAUAUGAUUCUGACAGGGACAGUUGAAGUGAAACAUCGAAUUGAUCUGGUUACGAGGACUAUUAUUGUUUCAUAUUCUAGUUAAAACUUAAAAUUGGUUCGUGAUCCUUCCAAAGAUUAAAAUGUUUUAAUGGAGUUUGGUUGAUUGUUUCAUUUGAAGCCUAGCUAAAUGUUUUCUUUUUUAGUAGUGAGACUUAGAAUCAUGUACUCAUGUGUGG
Medicago truncatula (barrel medic) is the source of this 1940-nucleotide messenger RNA. Its product is annotated as F-box protein SKIP19. The coding region runs from base 970 to 1347 and encodes 125 amino acids. Gene Ontology annotation, molecular function: protein binding. Lineage: Eukaryota; Viridiplantae; Streptophyta; Magnoliopsida; Fabales; Fabaceae. The record is from RefSeq and is a predicted model, not a curated record. The transcript is spliced from 2 exons.